AUGAGUUGUUUAAGUUGGAACUGCCGUGGGCUUAGAAACCCAUUGGCAGUUCAGUCUUUAUUGGGCUUAGUGCAGCAACAUAAGCCUGAUAUCUUGUUUCUGAUGGAGACUAUGUGUACUAGUAGACAAGUGGAGGGGGUUCGGGUCAAACUAAAAUACGAGAGUUGUUUUGUCGUUGAUGCUAUUGGUCGAAGUGGAGGUUUAGCUCUACUUUGGAAUGGUGGUUUAAGUGUGGAGGUAGUUGGAUAUUCGAACCAUUAUAUUGAUGCGAAGGUGGGCGGAGGUGUUUUCUCUCCAGAGUGGCGGCUCACGGGCUAUUACUGCCACCCUGACCGGAAUCGACGUCGUGAUUCUUGGGCGUUACUCAGGUAUUUGUCUUCUCUUUCUGCUCAGCCUUGGGCCUUAGUGGGAGAUUUCAAUGACCUUCUUUGGGAUUAUGAAAAAAGAGGCCGAGUUCCACACCCUCCUUGGCUUCUUAGGGGUUUCCGGGAAGCAGUGCGAGAGAGUGGCCUUGAGAAUUUCGAUUUUGGGGGUUUUCAAUUCACUUGGGAAAGGGGUAGGGGAACUGAAAAUUGGGUACAAGAAAAGUUGGAUCGAAUUUUAGUUUCAGGGGAGUGGCGUGAUGUUUUCCCGAGUGUGAAGGGGGUGGCUCUUGAAGGGGGUAGUAGUGAUCAUUUGCCAUUAUUAUUAAUCACAAAUAGGUUUUGUGGUGUGAGGAAGCGACGCCGGCCGAGGUUUGAGAAUGCCUGGGGGAAGAAUCUUGAGUGUAGGGGUGUUGUUGAGGAGGCGUGGUUUGAUUCUCAGGGUAGGGAUUUCGUGGAGCGGCUGGAGGAUUGUGGGCGGAGGGUGUGGAAUUGGGGAAAAAGGGUGGGGCAGAUGGAGGUGGAGGAUUUAAAACAAUGCAAAUUACGUAUGGGCUUAUUGAGGGGAAAGAGGGAGGUGGAGGCAGUACGUCAGUUUGGGCAAGCACAGGGGCGGUAUUUAACUAUUCUACAGAACCAAACUGAUAGAUGGAAGCAGCGUGCAAAGGAAUUAUGGUACACUUGCGGUGACCAGAAUUCUCGCUACUUCCAUAUGUCAGUCAAUCGAAGGCAUCGUCGUAAUUCCAUCCGCUGCUUGCAAAAUUUCGAAGGUGUACUGGUGUCGGAUGAGGGUCAAAUGGGAGCUGUAAUGACGAAGUAUUUCACAACUUUAUUCACUUCCGAAGAAGGGUGUGCUGGGCCGGUGUUGGAGUGCCGUGAUAGUCGAAUCACUGAUGAACAGAAUGCAAUUCUGCUUCGACCAAUUCUACCAGAGGAAGUGAAGGGGGCUCUUUUUUCCAUGCACCCGGAUAAAUCUCCAGGCCCUGAUGGAUUAUCUCCAGCCUUUUAUCAAUUGCAUUGGGAUAUUCUGGGAGAAGAGGUAGUUUCCUUUUGCCAAGCUUUUCUUUUGACUAGUCAUUUGCCUUCUCGUGUUAAUGAUACGCAUAUUGUCUUUAUUCCCAAAAAAAAAUUCCCUGUUUUGAUGUCUAAGUUCCGUCCUAUAUCUUUGUGUAAUGUGAUUUAUCGCAUUUUAGCUAAAGUCUUGGCAAAUAGGAUGAGAGUUUUACUGAAUUCUAUUAUUUCGAAUGCCCAAAGUGCUUUUAUUCCGGGUAGAUCCAUUGUUGAUAAUGUGCUUAUUGCGUUUGAGUCUGCCCAUACUUUGAAUAGGCAUAGAGGGAGUCGGGGAGGUUUUGGUGCUCUUAAAGUUGAUAUGAGUAAAGCGUAUGACAGGGUCGAAUGGGGCUUUUUGGGUAAGGUCAUGUUGGGAAUGGGUUUCAGUGAGCGUUGGGUGGAUUUGAUGAGAGAAUGUAUUACUACGGUACAUUAUAGGGUUUUGGUGGAAGGUAAAGAGUGGGGCCCUAUUAUUCCGGGUAGGGGCUUACGUCAAGGGGAUCCUCUAUCUCCAUGUUUGUUUCUUCUUGUGGCCGAAUGUUUGAGUGCUAUGUUAAGCAUCCAAGAACGGGAGGGGUCUUUGCAUGGGUUGAGGGUUGCUAGGAGGGCUCCUGCGGUGUCUCAUUUGUUCUUUGCUGACGACUGUUUGUUCUUUUUUCGGGCAAAUAGUCUUGAGGCGGGUGUCAUUCGUGCGGUGUUGAGGGAGUAUGGUGAGGCGAGUGGUCAGAAAGUGAAUUUUGAUAAAACCAGUAUUGUGUUUGGUAGGAAUGUGGAAAGGGAGGAUAAGGAGGCUGUUUGUGAAAUCUUGGGGGUUCAUCAACAGCAGGGGCGGGGCAAGUAUUUAGGCCUUCCGGGGUAUGUGGGUCGUAGGAAGAAGGAGAUUCUGGGUUUUGUGCGUGAUAGGGUUCGGUCACGGAUAAAUAAUUGGGGGAAUAGAUUUCUAUCUCGGGCCGGGAGAGAGGUUUUAUUGAAAACGGUGAUUCAAAGCCUCCCAAAUUAUGCUAUGAAUGUUUUCCUACUUCCUCAAGGUUUGUGUGAUGAGAUUGAGCGGGUCAUGAACUCUUUCUGGUGGGGUUGUGAGAACCGGGGAGGGAGAGGGAUCCGUUGGAGUACAUGGGGAGACUUAUGUAAACCUAAACCUUUUGGGGGGAUGGGUUUUCGUAAAGUGAGGGAGAUGAAUGUGGCUAUGUUAGGGAAACAGGGAUGGAAGUUUCUAACGAAUCCAACCUCUUUAGUCACUCAGGUUUUUAAAGCCCGGUAUUUUCAGAAUUGUUCUUUCCUUGAGGCGGGACCGGGGUCAAAUCCAUCCUUUGUAUGGUCGAGUAUUCGUGCUUCUCAAGGGGUUCUGCGAGAGGGUGGGCGGUGGUGGGUUGGAAAUGGUCAAAAGGUGAGAGUGUGGGGAGAUCCGUGGCUACCUGCUGUUGAUAAUCCUUACGUUAUAACCCCAGAACCUGCUUAUUUGAAUUGUCCUACUGUUAACUCUUUGUUCUGUCCUAUGUCAAACACAUGGGAUUGGGAGCUUCUCCGGAAUAUUUUUUGCCAACGGGAUAUAGAUCAGAUUAUGAGUAUCCCUGCCCCUUGUGUGCGAACUCAGGAUUCUAUUUUUUGGGGAGGGAGUGAGAAUGGGAUUUAUACUGUUAAGAGUGCCUAUAAGAUUGCAACCGGAAUUAUUCGAACAGGGACUGAGAUGAGUUGGGCUGGGAUAUGGAAGUUAAAUCUGCCACCCAAGGUUAAAUGUUUUUUCUGGGCUUUGUGUGCUAUGUAUCUCCCUACAAAAGAUGCUUUGCUGUUAAAACGUGUGGAUUGUGAUCAAUUAUGUUUAUUAUGUGGGAUGGCUAAUGAAAAUGCUACUCAUAUUUUUGCUAAUUGCUCUUUUGCGCGUGAUUGUUGGCGGGUUUUGGAUGAUGCUUGGCAGCUAUCCUAUGUGGCUUCCUUGGCUUCUUGGCUUGACGAAAUGAUGGAGGUCCUUCCUGUUCAUAUGCUUGAGAAGGUUGUAAUGAAUCUGAAUGCUACUGUGAAUGUUCCUACCGCCAGUCAUGAGCAACGUGAUAGCUGUUGGCAGCCACCCCCUUCUGGAUUUUAUAAGAUGAACAUCGAUGUUGCCAUGGAUAAAAAUCGGAGAUGUAUGGGCUUUGGUUCGGUUAUUCGCGAUGACUUUGGUGCAAUCGUCGGGGUUCUUAUGUCGCGAAUUAAUGGACUAUAUUCUGUCAAAGAGGCUGAAGCUAUGGGAGCUCGGGAGGCCCUUAGUUGGAUAAAGAAAAAGGGAUGGACGCGAGUGAUUCUUGAAACCGAUGCACAAGUGGUAACUCAAGCUGUUUACAAUGGUGAUUUCCUUACCCCGUUUGGGGCCAUUGUUCAUGAGAUUCGUGCUUUUUUGAGUGAGCUACCUUAUGUUCAAUUUCUUUUUUGCGAGACAUAG
This is a messenger RNA of Ipomoea triloba (trilobed morning glory), 3831 nucleotides long. RefSeq lists its product as uncharacterized. The coding region runs from base 1 to 3831 and encodes 1276 amino acids. Lineage: Eukaryota; Viridiplantae; Streptophyta; Magnoliopsida; Solanales; Convolvulaceae. The record is from RefSeq and is a predicted model, not a curated record. The transcript has 2 exons. Gene Ontology annotation, molecular function: nucleic acid binding; RNA-DNA hybrid ribonuclease activity.